CGGGUGUCGCCGGAGGGAAGGAGCGAACCGGAGCGCGUCGUCCUGAGAGGAGUGAAGGCGGCAAAAUGGCGGACCGCUUCUCCCGCUUCAACGAGGACCGAGACUUUCAGGGUAAUCACUUUGAUCAGUAUGAAGAAGGACACUUGGAAAUUGAACAAGCAUCACUUGACAAGCCUAUAGAAUCGGAUAAUAUUGGACACCGCUUACUCCAGAAACAUGGGUGGAAGCUGGGCCAGGGAUUGGGAAAAUCACUUCAGGGGAGGACAGAUCCCAUCCCAAUCGUUGUCAAGUAUGAUGUCAUGGGCAUGGGUCGCAUGGAAAUGGAGCUUGAUUAUGCCGAAGAUGCUACUGAACGACGCCGUGUCCUAGAAGUAGAGAAGGAAGACACAGAGGAGCUGAGACAGAAGUAUAAGGAUUAUGUUGACAAAGAGAAGGCAAUUGCAAAAGCCUUGGAAGACCUAAGAGCCAACUUUUACUGUGAACUCUGUGAUAAGCAAUAUCAGAAGCAUCAGGAAUUUGACAACCAUAUCAACUCCUAUGACCAUGCACACAAGCAGAGAUUAAAAGAUCUCAAACAGAGAGAGUUUGCCCGAAAUGUCUCCUCAAGAUCCCGCAAGGAUGAGAAGAAACAAGAAAAGGCCCUUCGGAGACUGCACGAACUGGCAGAGCAAAGAAAACAAGCUGAAUGUGCACCUGGAAGUGGGCCCAUGUUCAGACCCACCACAGUGGCUGUAGAUGAAGAAGGAGGAGAUGAUGAUAAGGAUGAUUCGGCUGCAAACAGUGCCACUAGUACCACUGCUGCCUGUGGCCCUGGAUCUGAAUUCUCCACCGAUAAAGGAGGCCCUUUCACUGCCGUGCAAAUCACUAGCACCACUGGACUAGCACAGGCUCCUGGGUUAGCCUCCCAAGGCAUCAGCUUUGGCAUUAAGAAUAAUCUGGGGACCCCACUGCAAAAAUUAGGAGUGUCAUUUUCUUUUGCCAAGAAGGCUCCUGUCAAACUGGAAUCAAUAGCAUCCGUUUUCAAGGACCACGCAGAGGAAGGGACCUCUGAAGAUGGAGCAAAAGCAGAUGACAAGGGUCCUGACCAAGGGCCGCAGAAGGUGGGAGACUCUGACGGCAGCAGUAAUCUUGAUGGUAAGAAAGAGGAUGAAGAGCCUCAGGAUGGGGGAUCCCUAGCCUCAACGUUAUCCAAGUUAAAAAAAAUGAAGCGGGAAGAAGGAGCCGGGGCUACAGAGCCAGAGUAUUACCACUACAUCCCCCCAGCACACUGCAAAGUGAAACCUAAUUUUCCCUUCCUACUGUUUAUGAGAGCCAGUGAGCAAAUGGAAGGUGAAAAUAGUCCACGCCCAAAGAAUUCCCUGGAGAGCAAAAAAAGUAGUUCUCCCAAGCCUAAAGGCUGCGUCAAGGUGGCAGCCAGCCAAGGAGCAGAAAAGACAGUUAGCGAAGUCUCCGAGCAGCCGAAGGAAGUCGGUGCAACUGCCCCCUCAGAGCCCGGGAGCAAAGUGGAGGCAAAGAUGGCCUCGGGAAGUGAUAUGAGUGAGCAGAGUGGGGAGAGUCAGAGUCGGAAGACUUCAGAGAACCAACUAUGUGAGUCUAACCCUUCUAAAGAAACCGCUCAGGCCACCCCAGCAGGGAAGGAAAGCCAGGAGGGGCCCAAGCAUCCCACUGGUCCCUUCUUCCCUGUGUUGAGCAAAGAUGAAAGCACUGCCCUCCAGUGGCCGUCAGAACUACUGAUUUUCACCAAGGCGGAGCCAUCCAUCUCAUACAGCUGUAACCCUUUGUACUUUGACUUUAAACUUUCACGGAACAAAGAUACCAGAGCUAAAGGGACAGAAAAACCAAAGGAUAGUGGAGGCUCCUCAAAGGACCAUCUGGAAGGUCUGGAUCCUGGUGAGCCAAAUAAAAGCAGGGAAGGGUGCGAGAAUGUGCUGCAUUCCUCGGGAGGCAGAAUGGAUGCACCUGUAUCCGGAUCUGCCUGUAGCAGCCUGAGUAAGCAGGAGCCUGGGGGCAGCCAUGGGUCCGAGCCAGAAGACACAGCGAGGAGCCUUCCCAGCAAGAAAGAACGAUCUGGGAAGUCUCACCGACACAAAAAGAAAAAGAAGCACAAAAAAUCGAGCAAACACAAACGGAAACAUAAGACUGAUGCAGAAGAGAAAAGCUCUAAGGCAGAGUCUGGGGAGAAGUCUAAGAAGCGCAAGAAGCGAAAACGAAAGAAGAAUAAGUCAUCAGCCACAGCAGAUUCUGAGCGAGGACCCAAACCAGAACCCCCUGGGAGUGGCAGCCCUGCACCGCCAAGAAGACGGCGGCGAGCGCAAGAUGAUUCCCAGCGGAGAGCCCUCCCGGCUGAAGAAGGGAGCAGUGGCAAGAAGGAUGACGGUGCAGGUGGUAGCAGCUCCCAGGAUCAUGGUGGAAGGAAACACAAAGGUGAACCUCCAGCUUCAUCCUGCCAGCGAAGAGCUGGCCCCAAACGGAGCAGCCGGUCUAGCCAUCGGAGCCGACCCAGUAGUGGAGAUGAGGAUAGUGAUAAUGCUUCAUCACACCGGCUGCACCAGAAGUCUCCGUCCCAGUACAGUGAGGAGGAGGAAGAGGAGGAGGAUUCGGGCAGUGAACAUUCCCGCAGCUGCUCCCGAUCUGGCCGGCACCAUUCGUCACACCGUUCCUCUCGACGUUCCUACUCCAGUAGCUCAGAUGCCUCUUCCGACCAGAGCUGCUACAGUAGACAGCGCAGUUACUCUGAUGACAGCUAUAGUGACUAUAGUGACCGAUCACGAAGGCACUCCAAGCGCUCCCAUGACUCGGAUGACUCAGACUAUGCCAGCUCCAAGCACCGGUCCAAGCGACAUAAAUAUUCAUCCUCUGAUGACUAUAGCCUCAGUUGCAGCCAAUCCCGAAGCCGGUCUCGGAGUCAUACCCGGGAGCGCUCGAGAUCCCGGGGCCGCAGCCGCAGCAGCAGUUGUAGUCGCAGUCGGAGCAAGCGGAGAAGCCGCAGCACUACAGCCCAUAGCUGGCAGCGGAGCCGGAGCUAUAGCCGGGACCGCAGCCGCAGCACCAGGAGCCCUUCACAGAGAUCAGGCUCCAGAAAGGGAUCGUGGGGUCACGAGAGCCCUGAGGAGAGGCGUUCUGGGCGUCGGGACUUCAUUCGCUCUAAGAUCUACCGUUCCCAGUCCCCCCACUAUUUCCGAUCAGGCCGAGGAGAAGCUCCUGGGAAGAAAGAUGAUGGCAGAGAUGACAGUAAAGGGACAGGCCCCCCCUCUCAGAACAGCAACACUGACCCAGGAAGGGGAUCAGAAAGUGACUGUAGCCCUGAAGACAAGAAUUCUGUCACUGCCAAACUGCUUCUGGAGAAGAUCCAGUCAAGGAGAGUGGAGAGGAAGCCCAGUGUGAGUGAGGAGGUGCCGGUCCCCCCUAAUAAAGCUGGGCUGAAGCUCAAGGACCCCCCUCAGGGCUACUUUGGACCCAAACUCCCCCCAUCUCUUGGCAGUAAGCCUGUCCUCCCACUGAUAGGGAAGCUCCCAGCUAACCGAAAGCCCAACAAGAAAUGUGAAGAGGCUGGCUCGGAAAGGGGGGAAGAGCAAGAACAGUCAGAGACAGAAGAAGGGCCCCCAGGGAAUAGUGAUGCCGCAUUUGGGCAUCAGUUCCCCUCAGAGGAAGCAGCUGGUCCCUUAUCAGACCAACCCCAAGAAGAGCCAAAGUCAGAAGAAGCUACUGCUGAUCACCCUGUGGCUCUGCUCGGUACCCCGCCACACUCUGACUGCUACCCUGGGAACCCAGCCAUUUCCCAUAACUACCUCCCUGACCCCAGUGACGGGGACGCCCUCGAGGCCCUGGAUAGCAGUAGUCACCCAGGCCCUGUGGAAUCCAGCUUGCUGCCUAUAGCGCCAGACCUUGACCACUUACCUGGUUACACCCUUCCCAGCGGGGAACCUAGUAUCGAGUCAACAGACGGGCCUGAGGAUGCGUCGUUGGCCCCCCUGGAGAGUCAGCCCAUCACCUUCACUCCUGAGGAGAUGGAGAAGUACAGCAAGCUCCAGCAGGCCGCCCAGCAGCACAUCCAGCAGCAGCUUCUGGCCAAGCAAGUGAAGGCCUUUCCCGCCUCAGCGGCCCUGGCCCCGGCCACACCAGCCCUGCAGCCGAUCCACAUUCAGCAGCCAGCCACCGCCUCAGCCACCUCCAUCACGACUGUUCAGCACGCCAUCCUACAGCAUCAUGCUGCAGCAGCUGCUGCCGCCAUUGGCAUUCACCCCCACCCGCAUCCCCAGCCACUUGCCCAAGUGCAUCAUAUUCCCCAACCCCACCUGACCCCCAUUUCCUUGUCCCACCUCACUCACUCAAUCAUCCCUGGCCACCCUGCUACCUUUCUCGCUAGCCAUCCCAUCCACAUCAUUCCUGCCUCCGCCAUCCAUCCUGGGCCCUUCACCUUCCACCCUGUCCCACAUGCUGCCCUCUACCCAACGCUGCUUGCCCCACGGCCUGCUGCGGCAGCUGCCACUGCCCUCCACCUUCACCCACUACUUCACCCCAUCUUCUCAGGUCAAGACCUGCAACACCCCCCCAGCCAUGGCACAUGAGGUGAAGGGUGGGAGCCUAGGGAAGGCUAGGGAAGGUGAUUGGUAAAUCUUCCUCUGGGGGUGUUGAGCCAUUAAUACCAGCAAGUAGAAGCUGGAAUGGGCAGUGUCUGAGAGCCAAAGAAUCGAGUUUUGGCUUGCAGGGAUGGGUUUAGAUUUGAGGUUUGCUUUGAGUUUA
This is a messenger RNA of Lepus europaeus (European hare), 4743 nucleotides long. It is a transcript of the gene GPATCH8, whose product is annotated as G-patch domain containing 8. Gene Ontology annotation, molecular function: nucleic acid binding. The transcript is spliced from 8 exons. The coding region runs from base 66 to 4568 and encodes 1500 amino acids. The record is from RefSeq and is a predicted model, not a curated record. Gene Ontology annotation, cellular component: nucleus. NCBI's taxonomy places the organism in Eukaryota, Metazoa, Chordata, Mammalia, Lagomorpha, Leporidae.